Messenger RNA from Carya illinoinensis, 1218 nucleotides. Its product is annotated as protein FAR1-RELATED SEQUENCE 5-like. The transcript is spliced from 2 exons. Bases 1 to 1218 code for a protein of 405 amino acids. Lineage: Eukaryota; Viridiplantae; Streptophyta; Magnoliopsida; Fagales; Juglandaceae. The record is from RefSeq and is a predicted model, not a curated record.
AUGCCGAUGUUCCCACGGUUUCGCAACUCGGUUGCAUGUAGUAGAGCUCUGAAACCCAUUUCAGAACCGGACCUCAACGCUGCAGAAAAAACCCAUUUGAAGACCCAUUUCAAAGCCGCACCUUCACGCUGCAGAAGGUUUUCGUCCAUUGGUUCAAGCUGCAGAAGCUCAGCGUCCAUUGUUGAGUACGAUGUUGGUUACCCAACUUCUGUUAUGACUACUGGAUCCGCCGCAAACAAAAGAGAUGAUAUAGAAGACUUGUCUCCCGAAACUGAUAUCCCAUGUACCUCCGCUGAAGUUGAAGAAAGCGGAAAAGAUAGAGCUGAUGGUAUGGAAACCACCACGGAUGUCGUUGCCAAGACAGCUCAGUUAGAUGAUGGAGUUGGUGGUGACACGAUUGAGGAGCCCAAGUCGAAGAUGGGGUUUAAUUCUUUUGAAGAGGUAAUGACUUAUUACAAGCAGUAUGCUAAGAAUAUUGGGUUUGGAGUGAUGACAAGAAGGACUGAGAAGGGAGAUGAUGGGACUGUCAGAUAUGCCACCCUCGGGUGUGCCCGUGGUGGGAAAACCCGUAAUAGGACGUUGAAUGUUGCCAGACCACGUCCGACUGGGAAAACGGAGUGUAAGGCGAAGAUUAAUGUCUUAAAAGUUGACGGAAAGUAUGAGUUGACAACAGUUAAUAACAUUCAUAACCACGGCCUUAGUCCAAAAAAAGCCCGCUUCUUUCGAUGUAAUAGAGAAGUGUCUGAAUCCGUAAAAAGAGUGUUAGAUACAAAUGAUUUGGCUGGUAUCCGAAUGAAUAAGAGCUUCGGAUCUCUUGUCGUUGGCGCGGGAGGUUUCGAAAACCUCCCGUUUUUGGAAAAGGAUUGUCGGAAUUACAUCGAUAAGGCCCGACAUUUACGACUUGGCGCUGGUGGUGCUGGAGCACUUCAGGAAUAUUUUUUGCGGAUGCAAUACAAGAAUCCUGGGUUCUUUGCGUCCAUGGAUUUAGAUGAUGACGGGAGGUUAAAGAAUGUCUUUUGGGCAGACCCCCGUAGUAGGGCAGCCUAUGAAGAUUUCGGUGAUGUGGUUACAUUCGACACCACAUAUCUGACGAAUAGAUAUGGGAUGCCAUUCGCACCAUUUGUAGGUGUAAACCACCACGGCCAGUCAAUUCUUUUGGGAGCUGGAUUGAUAUCCAGUGAGGAUACGGCAACGUUUGUAUGGUUAUUCAAGACUUAG